GUUGAUGUCAACGUUCAAGCAAUAAAUAUUCUACGGGGUUCAAAUGGCGGGUUAGUUAACUGUUUAGUUGACAAUGAUUCACAUGAAAUGGGCUGGCUGAAGGCAAAAAAACAAAGAAAAGGUCCCGAGAUCUGCGAUAAGCUGCAUGUGCAAUUGAUGUGAAGACGGCUGGCAUUUUUAUAACCCCCAGAAACGCAAACCUGAACAAGAAACUUAUGCAAAUAUCCUAAUCAAUAUACGUUCCUGAGGAGUAAAUACAGUCGAACUACCUCCUUCGCAAUGUGUACAGGAGCGAUCAGAUACCUGCUCCCUCUCCUCUCCAUCUUCGCCGUCUAUUCCAUUUUCAUAUUUGCGCAUCGGAAUGGCUUUAUUUCCAUGCUUCAGCAUGCCAUAGCUGAUGGUAUCCUCCCUGAAACAGACGAGCGGCUGAGAACAGAUAUCACUGGCGUCCAUGCGCUGGACCAACUGUUUGCCAAUCUAAUACCGUUUUUCUGGCCGGUGGUUGAUGGCGGCUCGCCCAGCGCAACUUUGUAUGGGUUGAAGUUCUCUGGUGCUAUCGGCAGCCUGUGGUCGUUGGUGCUGCUGGAAACGUUUCGGGCUGGGAAUAAGUCAUUUCUUGUUUUGUAUCCUGUGAUAAUUGGCGUCCUCCUGCAAUUAUUUACCUUCGGGGUCGUUUUGCCCAUCUACGCAGCGCUUCAUCUCUUUACAUCAAGGACUCUGUCAGCCCGCCAAACCAUCGACAUCCCAUCACACUCACUCACAGGUGUAAACCUCAUUCCCCUCAGCGUAAUCCUAGGCUACCUCCUGCCAUCUCUUGCCAUGGUCUUCCCCGAAACAACAACCACAAGUUUCCUGCCAUCAACCCAGGAGCGCAUCGCCUUCUGGCAACCCUGGCCCAUCUGGCUCUGGCUCAUCCACUCCACACUAACCAGCAUUACGGCCCUAUUCAGCUCUCCAGUCCCCAAUUUCCAAGGCGCCAAACAUACCCGCUCCGCACUCCGUCGUGUCUACGCCUUCGCCUUUACAAUCACUGCAGUCCCACAUAUCGCUGCCUGGUCCCUGUCCCUCGCCGCCGCCAUUUUCCCCAUCCUCUUCGACCAGGAUGUCGCAACUGCCCUGCACCCAGCGCGCGUGUUUCUGAACGCCAUGCCCUGGUCGGGCGUCCAGGCAAAAUCCUUUGGCGAAGGUGCGCUGUGGUUCCUGCAGUGGGACCAGGCAGUGGGAGUUGUCGGGAUGCUCCUCUGGGCUAUCGACCUGUAUGUGGCGGCGCACAGGGCCCGCAAGGUUAAUGUAGGAUGUAUCGGGCUGGCGGUUAAGGUGGGUUUGUUGUGCGCUGUGUCUGGAAUGGCAGGGGCUGUGGUGGAGUUAAUGUGGGAGAGGGACGAAGUCCUGCUUCAGGGAACUGGGCUGGAGAAGGUGCAGGGGGCUGAGAGUAAGACGAAAAGGAGGUAGAUGUUUUGUUUCAAGUCCUGGGCAGCUGAGUUGGAUUUUUUCGGUGAUUUUGUUCGGGCACUCUACUGUGUUGUUUUAUCACCCUCUUUCCUUAAUUUUUUUUAGUCUUGUCGGUAUGGUUUUGACGGACAUAUGGAUAUGCAGAAAUAUAGUGAGCAAGUCUAAGACAUGAUUUAGUGAAGUAUAUACAUGAGAUCGAUACUAGGAAAAUUGGAGUUUUUAGGAAGGUGAAAUAGUAAAUCCACGAGCGUAAACGGAAACAAAUUGUUAUACACUAUAUCUGUGCUACUUUUUUGGUUCCUCCUUCUUCUCUUCAGGCUGAGGGGUGGGCAAUUUGAACUGUUAUUGUG
Messenger RNA from Blastomyces gilchristii SLH14081, 1802 nucleotides. RefSeq lists its product as uncharacterized. NCBI's taxonomy places the organism in Eukaryota, Fungi, Ascomycota, Eurotiomycetes, Onygenales, Ajellomycetaceae. The record is from RefSeq and is a predicted model, not a curated record. The transcript is spliced from 2 exons. Bases 280 to 1452 code for a protein of 390 amino acids.